Molecule: messenger RNA, 547 nt
Organism: Penaeus chinensis
Lineage: Eukaryota; Metazoa; Arthropoda; Malacostraca; Decapoda; Penaeidae
Product: holotricin-3-like
Exons: 3
Coding region: 25-459 (144 amino acids)
Source: RefSeq, a predicted model, not a curated record
CACAGCACACAGUUGAAGUUCAGAAUGGCUCGUAACGUGGCAGUGACCUCCCUCCUCGUGGCUCUGUGCUUCGUAGCAGCAGUUGCUGGACACAGAAGCUACGGUUCUGGCGGACACAGACCUCUUGGUGUCCACAGCAGUGUCCAUUCAUCUGCUGGUAUCCACGGAGGUAGCGCUCAUGGCGUAGGACUCGUAGGCUCUGGCAUCCAUGGCGCAGGUCUCGUAGGCUCUGGCAUCCAUGGCGCAGGUCUCGUAGGCUCUGGCAUCCAUGGCGCAGGUCUCGUAGGCUCUGGCAUCCACGGCGCUGGAUCCUUCAACACCGCUCAUUACCCUGGUCUUGUGCCUGGUUACAGCUUCUACGACCAAAGACCCGUGCUCGGAUACAACAAGUGCAAGUACUGGUGCAAGAGUAAUUAUACCAACAAGUACUACUGCUGCCAACGACCUUACCAAGGAUAGACAGAAUUCUUCACCGAAAAGUAUUAACUUGUGAUUUAUAACCAUAAAAGGAUUUAUAGUUCCUCAAGAAUAAAAGUUAUCUUUAAAA